This is a messenger RNA of Pseudogymnoascus verrucosus, 1159 nucleotides long. RefSeq lists its product as uncharacterized. Bases 134 to 1033 code for a protein of 299 amino acids. The record is from RefSeq and is a predicted model, not a curated record. NCBI's taxonomy places the organism in Eukaryota, Fungi, Ascomycota, Leotiomycetes, Thelebolales, Thelebolaceae. The transcript has 3 exons.
CUUAGCUUCUUAACUUACGGAGCCAACGGCAUUGCUAAUCCCGCCCCAGAGCACAUAAACUCUAGCAGGGACUGUUUGACAUCUGUUUUGGCAAGAAACAAUUAUCGAGGGAGAUGCUAUUAUCGAAGUAGACAUGGCUCAACGUUCCUCGUCUCGUGUCUGGCUUGUGACGGGCUGCUCGUCAGGCUUUGGGAGUCUUUUGGUUCCAGCCAUAAUCGCGCGUGGAGAUAGAGUAAUUGCUACCGCCCGGAGACCCUCUGCCUUGGCAGAACUUGACCUUCACAAGAACCUAACUACGAUGGAGCUGGAUAUUACAUCGCCGCAACCUGUACUCGACAAUAUUGUGCGUAGUAUCAUUAGCAAGUUCGGACAAAUCGACGUGCUGGUCAACAAUGCGGGGUAUGUUGCGCCAGGAGUCUGGGAAGAGAUAUCCCACGAAGAAACUACCGCACAGUUUAACACAAACGUUUUCGGGGCGCUGAAUCUCACUCGAGCUGUGCUACCUACGAUGCGAGAGCAAAAAUCGGGCACUCUUGUGUUUAUGAGCAGUAUUGCGGCAUGGCACGGCGUAGGCGCGGGGGGGCCGUAUUCCAGCUCCAAAUUUGCGUUAGAAGGUGCCGUGGAGUGUUUAGAAAAGGAGACCGUCCAUCUCGGCAUCGAGACAUUUCUGAUGGUUCUUGGGCAGUUCAGAACUGACAUAUUGAAUGCCGCACGGAAGCAAAAUAAAAAAGACAAUCCAAUAGAAGACUAUGAGCGAAUUUCAGAAGAACUGAGACACCGCCAUCAGGAGACAAGUGGUAAGCAGCCGGGCGACCCAGAGCUGGCUGUCGAGCGGAUACUAGACGUUGUCAGGCGCGAAGGCCCGCUAAAGAAUUUCCCGAGAUUGCCAUUGCGCAUUCCUCUUGGUUCGGAUGCAGUUCAGGUGAUGCAAGCAAAGUGUGAAGAGACAUUAGGCAUCCUUAAGUCGCUAGGAGACAUAGCAAGGAGUACUGAUUACCCAGAUGCUGAUGACAUACCUACCUACUUAAGAUAAUAUACUUUUUAAGCAAGGAGAUCCGUCGUUUGUAGCUUAAUUUUCUAGAAGGGCAAAGCGGUUGCUUUUUUACAUGUAACAAACCUAAGCGCCUUGAGAAUUACUAGAUAAAAAAAUACAGAGCAU